Molecule: messenger RNA, 741 nt
Organism: Coccomyxa subellipsoidea C-169
Lineage: Eukaryota; Viridiplantae; Chlorophyta; Trebouxiophyceae; Coccomyxaceae
Exons: 7
Coding region: 1-741 (246 amino acids)
Source: RefSeq, a predicted model, not a curated record
AUGGAAUCGUGGUCGGACAGGGAUGCCAAGGUGGAGGUCACACGGCCAGAAGGUUUCCUGAUGAAGGUAGCUCUGCAAGCCAAAGUUGAUUUGUCUCCAGACGAAGUCUACGAUAUCUUGACGGCGCCAGACAAUGCUUCCGUCUUCAAGGGAAUAAAGAAAGUGCCUUACAGGAAGGUGCUACAGGAUGAUGGCAGGGGAAAGCAGAAGGUGGAGGUGGAACAGCUGGCGGCGUGGAAGUUUCUCAUGUUCAGUGGCAGCUUCGCCACCCGCCUCUAUGUGUUUCAGGACAAGCGGCGCCACAUUGUGGAAUUCCGGCUUGCGCGGCCCGGGUUGAUGAAGGAUUUUGCUGGGACGUGGCGGGUGCAGCCCUUCACACAAGAUGCAGUGGGCGCGCUAUUCAAGGCCGACCAGCCGCAGGCGCAGAACCCCUGGCACAGCCUCACCAACACCCUCAACAGCUAUUUGGGUGACAGAAAGGUGAAGGCGACUCUUGUGUCACUGGAGCAGUCAUUGGAGCCUGCUGUGCGGCCGCCCAAGGCCCUCGAAGGCCUUGUCAAAGGUAUUGCAGUCUCGCAGCUGCAGGGGCUCUUGAAGGACCUGAGAGAGGAGGUGCCUCGAAUCAAGGCUGGCAGCAAGAAGCAGAGGAAGCAGGUCAUGUGGCUGGAGACAGACCUGCAGGACAGGCACAGCUGGGCGCUGAGGGGAGGGUCUCCCAUGGGUGUAAAUAGGCGCUGCUAG